Messenger RNA from Fusarium keratoplasticum, 381 nucleotides. RefSeq lists its product as uncharacterized. The transcript has a single exon. Bases 1 to 381 code for a protein of 126 amino acids. NCBI's taxonomy places the organism in Eukaryota, Fungi, Ascomycota, Sordariomycetes, Hypocreales, Nectriaceae. The record is from RefSeq and is a predicted model, not a curated record.
AUGCGCUUCACCAACUCCUUCUUCACAGCCGUCGCUGCCCUCGCAUCCACCGUCUCAGCCGGAAACAUGGGCGUCGCCAACAUCCUCGCCAUCACAGGUCCAUCCGGCGGGCAGCACACAGAAAAGACGGUCACCGUCCCCUUCGGUCAGCUCACGCACUACGACAUGGCCAUCAGCGAGCUCCGCCUCGAGAGCAUCGCCGUAACACUCCCCGGCGGCGCCAUCGAGCCCAACAUCCAGGACAUUACAUGUCAGAUGUACAAGGACGAGCAUGGGCUGGAUCCUGGAAGUAGGGAGUUUACUAUUGAUCGGCCGGCGCUUUUGAGUACGAAUACUGUUCAGUUUGGGUGGGUUCUGUGCUAUGUCGAGGUUGAGAAAUAG